Molecule: messenger RNA, 1048 nt
Organism: Rhineura floridana
Lineage: Eukaryota; Metazoa; Chordata; Lepidosauria; Squamata; Rhineuridae
Product: olfactory receptor 1E16-like
Exons: 2
Coding region: 89-1048 (319 amino acids)
Biological process (GO): G protein-coupled receptor signaling pathway
Cellular component (GO): membrane
Molecular function (GO): olfactory receptor activity; G protein-coupled receptor activity
Source: RefSeq, a predicted model, not a curated record
UUUUUUCAGUACUUCUCUAGGGACUGAUGAUUGAUGAAAUAAAGGUUUCAAGUGUGAACAAGAAUGUCUUCUCAUUCUCAGCUGAGCUAUGGAAAAGGAGCCAGAGAAUGAAACUGACUUUGCUGGAUUCAUCCUCCAGGGUCUCUCCUCCUCUCCAGACUUCCAGGGACUCCUCUUCUCCACCUUCCUUUCUAUGUACUUCCUUGCCCUGCUGGGGAACCUCUUGAUCUUCUUGCUGAUCAUCACCAACACCAGACUGUUCCAUGCCCCUAUGUACUUCUUCCUCAGUCACCUGUCAUUGGCUGAUUUGGGAACCAUCUCCACCACAGUGCCUAAAAUGCUACAGACCUUGAUAUCGCAGACACACACCUAUGGUGGCUGCCUGGCCCAGCUGUAUUUCUUUGUGGUCUUUUGCACCACUGAUAACUUCCUCUUGGCCUCCAUGGCGUAUGAUCGCUAUGUGGCCAUCUGCUACCCUCUACGUUACACUACAAUCAUGAGCUACAAGUGUUGUCUGCUGUUGGCUGCUGGGUCUUGGUUGCUGGGUCACAUUCACAGCUUGUUGUAUGUAUUGGUAGUAUCUAGUUUUUCCUUCUGUGGCUCUGGGAAGAUCCCCCAUUACUUUUGUGACCUUCAUCCUUUACUCAAGCUCUCCUGCUCAGACACCUCAGCUGUGGAAAUGCUGCUUGUUGGUGAAGGUACCACAGCUCUUCUUGGACCCCUCCUACUCAUCCUCCUCUCCUAUGUCUUCAUUGUAUCCAAGGUUUUGAAGGUCCCAUCAAGUUCUAGGAAGUACAAGGCCUUCUCGACAUGCAGUGCGCACCUCACCACAGUGGCCUUGUUCUAUGGCACUCUGAUAGGCACCUACAUCCGCCCAUCGUCCACCUACUCUGGCUCCAGAUUGAAAGUAGCAUCUAUACUCUACACUGUGGUCACUCCUAUGCUCAAUCCUUUCAUAUACUGCCUGAGGAACGGUGAGAUGCAAAGGGCCGCAAGGAGGUUCCUGAAGGUUUGGUUUCUGAAGAGAAGAAGCUUGGAGGACCUGUGA